Messenger RNA from Salvia splendens (bonfire salvia), 1654 nucleotides. RefSeq names its product agamous-like MADS-box protein AGL80. NCBI's taxonomy places the organism in Eukaryota, Viridiplantae, Streptophyta, Magnoliopsida, Lamiales, Lamiaceae. Gene Ontology annotation, biological process: positive regulation of transcription by RNA polymerase II. Gene Ontology annotation, molecular function: RNA polymerase II cis-regulatory region sequence-specific DNA binding; protein dimerization activity; DNA-binding transcription factor activity, RNA polymerase II-specific. The coding region runs from base 100 to 1065 and encodes 321 amino acids. The transcript is spliced from 9 exons. The record is from RefSeq and is a predicted model, not a curated record.
UGAGUAAAUUGCAUUGAAUUUAAUCUUAGCUGCAAAAAUCUUCAACGAUAAUGUUCCCUUCCCACCCUAAAUGCAGAACAGAUUAUUCGUGUUGCAAUUAUGAGCGCCUUAAUAUCAAAUCCACCCCCAUUAAUCUCCCAUUUAUGUAGACCUAAUCCCCAUUCCUCAUUUGCUUCACCUCUCAUUUGCCGCCGCCUCCGAUUUCAGAUCCGCGCUUCCUCUCUGGAGCUCCCGCUCCUGCCUUUCCCGAUCGAUCAGGUGCUCAUUCCGUCUGAGGUUAAAAGCCUUCAUCUAUAUGAAGCAAGGUAUAUAGCGCUGCUGGAAGAGUCUUUGUUUCAGAAGAACAAGUCGUUUGUGCACUUUGUGCUAGAUCCAAUUGGUCUUGGUGGUACGUCAACAGAGGCAUCCUUUGCUGCUAGAUAUGGUCGAAAAAUUAGAUAUCGGAGCAUUGGUUUUGAUAAGAGGUGUAGGUCGAGUAAAACUGUUGGAGUUCCGAAAGCUUUAAAUAAAUUUACCAUGGUUCGUUCAAAGAUCAAAUACCAGCUAAUUGCUGAUGCUCGCACACGACGUGAGACAUUUAAAAAAAGAAAGUCAGGUUUGCUAAAAAAACUAAAUGAAUUGAAAACGUUGUGCAACGUUGAAGCUUGUGGCUUUGUCAUGAAUGAAGAUGGGAGCCAGUCUCAAGUUUGGCCUUCAAUGCCUGCGGCAUCGCAAGUGGUACAAAGGUUCUUAAGCUUGCCUUCUUCUUCCAAAACAACUAAUAUGGUAGACCAGUCUGGCUUUCUUAGGCAAAAUUUGUCUAGGAUAUCCAAGAACUUGGAUAGAGAGACCAGGAAGGUUCAACACCUAGAGAAGGAACUGCGCUUAGUGGAGUGUCUGGCCAAGGAACAGGUGGACAUUAGCAAUUCUAAGGAAUUGUACGAGAUGCUUCGCCUAUUGGACAGGAAGAUUGACCUAGUCGAUCGUAAGAUUGCUGAUGUUGGGCCUUCUAGUUCUGUUAAAGCUGCAAGAGCAAGGGGGAUUAAACCUGACCUUCAUCUUGGAAAGGGGAAACAACCCAUUUGAAGAAUCCUCAUGGAAUCACAUCUCAAUUUCUGGAGGGUUCUGUUAGCCAAAUUCAGAAAUGGCAUAAAGAAAAAAUAAGGCUCAACCGUACUUGACAGGAGAAGUUACACCGAUGCAAGACAGAAAUAAACUUUGAAGUUCUGAAAUUGAAGGAAGUUCUUCACAAUUUGAAUAGGUUAGAUAAAAUUGAAGACACCAUGGGAAGCAUCAUUGCAAACUCAAAUUACAAAUUCUCUUGUUUGGGCUGAAAAGGAAAUAACUUUGGAUUACAUCAGAGAUUUCGUUCCAUCCGUUGCUGAACGUAUUUCUUUUGCUGCGCUUCAACCUGUUUCAGGUUCGAAUCAAUCAGAACUGGCAAAGUUGCAGAAAGAAAAACUGGUGUCGAUGGAAACAAGUGAUACGCUCCCAAGACUAGAGAAAGCUAUCCAAUUGGCCAAAGACAAUAUUAAAAUACUUGCCGCCAAGCUUGCCAUUCAAUCUCUAGAGAGGCAGUGAGGCUUUGUACAAAAGUGCAAUAUUUGCACAGUGUGUCAACUGACUAUUUGUUUUGUUUUGUUUUGUUUAUCAAUAAAAAGGAAGUAUUUCAGUC